This is a messenger RNA of Orcinus orca (killer whale), 6170 nucleotides long. It is a transcript of the gene BMF, whose product is annotated as Bcl2 modifying factor. Gene Ontology annotation, biological process: apoptotic process; positive regulation of apoptotic process; negative regulation of autophagy. Gene Ontology annotation, cellular component: myosin complex. The coding region runs from base 1707 to 2261 and encodes 184 amino acids. The transcript has 4 exons. The record is from RefSeq and is a predicted model, not a curated record. Lineage: Eukaryota; Metazoa; Chordata; Mammalia; Artiodactyla; Delphinidae.
UGUGUGAGUGCGUGAGUGUGUGUGUGUGUGUGUGUGUGUGUGUGUGUGUGUAUGUAUGUGUGCGUUCCCAGAUUUUAGCCCUCGUCGAGGUUCAGAAUGUCUAGCUACUGCUUCUCCUAGGAGAAGGACUCUGAGUUCAGCAUCCCUGUUAGAGUCCUUAAGGGCUGGGACGGCUCCAGCAGGCUUUAGAUCCCUUUGCUAGGAAUAAAGACUUCCCUGGUAGUGCACUUAGGAAGUGCCCUUCUCCUGCCGGUUUGCACCACCACCUCUUCAGCUCAGGGGAAGGGGAGAAGAAGGUCUCUUUACUGUAUCUCAGUUUACACUUGACCUUGUCCAGCACCUGUCCAGAGGCUCCCACCUGCAGAAGAGCCACCUGCAGUUCCUGUGGAUAGUGGGAAGGGUCCCCCUCAGGCUUGCAGAGCCACACCCUCUGGCUGCACCUCCCCCACUGUCCAGUCCAGGCAAGGGUGGAAUUUGGGGCUUUGCUGGGAGCGGGUGGGGGAGGUGAUAGGCUUCAAAGGAAAACCCAAGACAAUGACUCCUGACUGUGAUUGGCUUUGGAGGGCCCCAUCUUAGGUUGGGAUUGCCAACUUGCAGAGAGGAGGUGGAAGGGCAGGAGGGGAGCCCCUGCCAGGUGACUGGCAGGACAGCACUUGGCCCUUUCAGCGGGAAACCUUGUUUCCUGGUACUGAUAAAGUGUAGUUCUCUCACUCCCCUUUGGGAAACACUGUCCAAAGAAUACCGUGUGCCUGUUUUGCCAUCCAAGCGGGCAUCUCCUCGCUGUCCAGGGAAGAGGGCAGGAUAGGGACCACAGAUAGCUCAAGGACAGGAUGGGAUGGAGGGAGGGUUGAAGCAAGCACUUCAGAGAGAGCUCGCAUUUGAGAAAGCCAAGAUUUCUGAAUUUAACUGAGCUUUCUUAAAUACUUUACCAACCCACAGACCAUUUGGCUUGUUCUUCAAAGGCGAGAGACUGGGAGACAGAAUUCCCAGGGGACCUCUAAUUGACUCUGGCAAUGACAAACACUGUCUCUCUGUAUCCUUAACCAUUCAGGUAGUUGCUUUUCUGGCUGCCUCAGGGACCCUAAGGGGUUCCUGGUGUGUGUAUAAGGGGUUGGCUUGGGAGCUCACGAUGCUGCGUGGCUCCACGCUCAGACUUCCAAGAGCCAUCGGGUGGAGCAAGUGGAACUUCUUUAUCAGCAAGAAACUCAUGUCAACAACCUGAGGAGUUUAGGCGGCGAGUGAGGUCACAGACAGAGGGCUAAAUUUCACUUCCUUCUGUGAGGCAGGUUGUACGAAUCUCAGGUUCAGCGCUGACAGGAGUGGUAGGCUGUGGGGGAAGAUUUGAAGUUGUGGAGACUAGUGAGUAGACUGAGCUGGGGUAGGCUGGCCGCUUUGCUGGAUGCUGGACCUCCCCUCUAGGCUAAGCUGUGGUGGGCAGACAGCUGUACUCUGCUGAGAAGGCAGCUGCAAUGACUAACCUGGGUUUUUCUCCGCUCUCUCUCCCAGGACACACUCUUACCACAUCGUUCAGCCUGUUUGUUGUGUUGAGCAAGCAGGGGGUGGAGACUAGGGUCUUGGGUAGGGCUUAGCAGGUUUGGAGGGAACCUGGCCACUCUAGGACUGCUGGCUUUUGUUUUUUGCUGCUGAGCCCGGAGCUCAGCUCAGAGUGAGAUGAGAGUUUGGUGGUUACUCCUCAGGCCGGGGAGAUGGAGCCACCCCAGUGUGUGGAGGAGCUGGAGGAUGAUGUGUUCCAGCCAGAGGAUGGGGAGCCGGGGACCCAGCCUGGGAGCUUGCUCUCUGCUGACCUGUUUGCCCAGAGCCAGCUGGACUGCCCCCUCAGCCGUCUGCAGCUCUUCCCUCUCACGCACUGCUGUGGCCCUGGGCUUCGACCCACCAGCCAGGAAGACAAGGCUACCCAGACUCUCAGUCCAGCCUCCCCAAGCCAGGGUGUCAUGCUGCCUUGUGGGGUGACUGAGGAACCCCAGCGACUCUUUUAUGGCAAUGCCGGCUACCGGCUCCCCCUCCCUGCCGGUUUCCCUGCAGGCUUGCCCCUUGGUGAGCAGCCCGCUGAAGGGCAGUGGCAACAUCGAGCAGAGGUACAGAUUGCCCGAAAACUUCAGCACAUUGCAGACCAGUUCCAUCGGCUUCAUAUGCAGCAACACCAGCAGAACCGAAAUCGCGUGUGGUGGCAGAUCCUCCUCUUUCUGCACAACCUCGCUUUGAAUGGAGACGAGAACAGGAAUGGGGCGGGUCCCAGGUGAGGCUGGGCUGCCCUCUUCACAUGGGGCACCACGGAAGGACAUCGGCGAGGACUGACACUGUGUCUUGUGAAGUUGUUGUUGUUUUGUGUUUUUAUUUUAAAAAUUUCUCUCUGUGUACAUAAGACAUACCCAAACGGGACCUCUUUCCCAGUUCAGGGCCUCGACCAGGAAUGGGGCCCUUUGUCAAACACUGUUGAAGUAGAGGCUGGUGUGUCUGUGAUGUGGGACCUCCCAAGGGCUCGGACAAGUAGAUCCUUCGGUCGUCAGUGGUUGAAGACAACCAGGUAGUGAUGUGCUCCGGCGAGUGGACUGUAGUUUUCCCACAGGAACUUAUUUAAGAAAUAGGAGACUGGAUUAGACUCCUGGUUCCACCAAACCCAUCAGCCUUCCACUGUGGAUGGGGCCCAGAUCCGACGGGUCACACUGCUUUAACCCACCAGGGCCUCAGACGGGGCCUUUCCAGCUGCGUGUGGCAACUUCACUUGGUCGGUCAGCCAGCUCCGCGUCUGGGUUCUCCUUGGGCCCAGCCACUGCCCACCCCAAGGGCUCAGGGAUUCUCGCCCAGCCCCUGUCAUCUCCAGCAGACCUCAGGGAGGGUUGGGUUUCUCCAUGGACCCCUCAAAUGUGCCGCGAAAAUGAACCAAACUUCUGGGUAGGCCUCAUGUCUGACUUGGUCCUACUCGGAAGCCCCAGGAUUGGUCCUGAGGUGCAGAACCACUGCCCCCUCUGGCUGCCUGGGACUGUCUGGGUGUCAACCAUGGAUGAGCCAAGUAGCCAGUCAGUGUGCUGUAGCCAGCAGCUUGUGCCUUAGUCAGCUCUUGUUUUGAAAGACCCGGCCAACAGACAGCGUCCCACCCCCCAUAGCAGCGCUCUAGCACCGGAAGGGACAGGAUUGCAUUGCGGUGGCUCUGGGAAACGAGGCGGCCAUCCCACCUCUAAGAGUCAGCCUUGAGGAACCCAGACCCCUUGGUUUCCUUGGAAACCACAUACCUCCUCCCUUUUAUCCCCAUUCCUUUCUCACACCUAGUGGGAUACAGGAAGAAGCCAGCACAGCGGCUUUGUCAGCUGAAAUGUGUCUUUUAGAGUAACAGACAGUGAUUAGAGUGCAGAACUGUCAAAGCUGGGUACACACUUCCUGUCUUCCUUCAGCUUCCAGCCAGGCCAGAAAGGCCUGCUCUGGAACUCAGCAGGAUCACAGAUGCCUCUGAACUUCUUCCCUUCUCUCCCUGCUGUGGCACUAAUGGAGAGAAUUUAAAGCAGCCAGUCUGGCAGCUCUGAGAGCAGACACAGGGAAUCUGAAAAGACACAGGGAAUCUGUUAACCUAGAAAUUAAAUUAUCAUUUUUGCAUAUGUGAGAAAAGUUAACAUUGGUGCUAACGGUGAAGCAAGGCCCAAGGAAAAGAUGGCUUCCCUGGGCAGAGAAGACCCCAGGGCUACCCAAGGAAAUUGGAGGAGUCCUGAGUAGACUCUCAAAUCUGAACGAGCCCAAGCUCCUCUAAUUCUGCAGCGAGGAGGUCUUUGUUACCGUCGAAGGACACAUUGAUCUUCCUCAUGUACGGUCAGGCAGGUUGUUCACUGCACAAGGCCACCUGCAGAGGAAGGUAAUGGAAGCUAGAAUCCAGCCUGUGCUCUGCUCACUAAGCUGUAUGCCCUAGUGUAGGGCUGUGUCUGCUUACAGGAAGGGGUGCCUUUCCUAAUUUGCACAAAGGUGCCCUAUGGGCUCACAGUGGCUCGGAGAGGGACUUCAAACUGCAUAAGCCUUGGUUUUGUUCUGCUUGCAUGUUCUGGAGGUAUUACCUAUUCUUGGACAGAAUUGUAUUCUCAGGGCGUGUACCAUGGUUUGUCUGCUAAGAAGAUAGGUUCCUGCUUACAAGAAGGAACCCAGGGAACAGGCAUGAAGACUGGCGCUGGGACACGCUGACCAUUGUGAAAUCCAGCCUUCCCUGUGUGUCUCCACACCAUUUUUUGACGCGCAUAGGACAUGUGUUGUUUUUCCCUCUCCUGGACCAAGGCUGUGAUGGGCAGGCUGCUGGUGUAUCUCUGAGUGGCACACACAAGAAAACCAGGAUUAUUUCUACCAGCCACUUUCAUCUACUCUCCGCAGACUUUCCACGUGAGCUGAGUGAGAGAGCAAAUAAAUGGUCCAGGCCUUGGUGCCGAGGCAAAGCCAUCAGCUUCAGAGACCUUGCCGGGCCUGGGGGGGAUGUCCUGUGGCCUGUCCUGAGAACUGAGCCCAGAGUUUGAGAAGCUCAGCUGAACGUCGCGCCUGGGGCCGGGUGGAGGGUCAUCUGACUGCACUGUCUCCAUCUUCUGUGAAGCCAGGAACUAACUCACUAUCCUAAGCAAGCCAGGGCAAGAUGUACAACGCCUCUCCUUCCCCUCCCCCCAGAACCCAAGAGGUAGAAUAGCCCCAAGAGGAAGAGAGGUUCCUCCUGGCUGGCUGUUUUUAAUUGGCCUAGUGGUCUAGACUGGCCCCUUCCCCCUCUGCCUGGUGAGUUGGUCUGAACAUUCCUCAAGUCCAACCUCAGGACACAUGUCCCUCCCCCUGGGCUCCCUCUCCCCGUCCCCCAGGAGCUUGGCUGUCUCUAGUUAGGGAGUGGAGAAUCAGAUUCAGAGGGAGGGACAGUCUGACCUGGCUCCUGACCUGUAACCAACAGAAGACUUGUGGAGCUUUUGUGGUUUGCUGAGGGUGGGGGUGGGAGAGGGACUGGAAACCUCCCUCCCCGGUAGGGAUGCCCUGGAGGAGGGGAAGCCUGAUAUUCAGGGUCAAAACAGCCCUUCUGAUUCAGAAGCCCAGAGUAGGGGAUUCUGGAAGCCGGUAUACAGAACUGGGGAGGGAACCCCCUCAGGCCCCCCGUCUGACUCCCCCAGAGAGUUGGAGGACUCAGCCGGGCCUCUCUGGCCACUUCAAAGUCUGGGCUGCUGGAGAGCUACCCCCGUGGCCUUUUCUUCCUCAGUCCGAGGCAGAAAAAGACCACCUCCCGGUGCCCUCCACGAGCCCCUAGGGUAGGGGGUCUGUGUCGGGAGCUAUGUGGCAGGCACGUUCCGAGCGCUCAGAGGGGCCCAGCUGACUUGUCUCUCUGUCCCCAGUGGCCCAGCCCCAUCCAAGGAUGGGUCCGGCCUGGGCGUGGCAGGGAGGGGGCGAUUUGGGAUGAUCAAGCCAGGGCCUCCACUAGGGGCUGGGGAGCCACUGUGACUGUCCUGGUCAGCAAGGAGCACGUGGAGAGCUUGCUGGCUUGUCUCGUUUGAGGGACCUGAUGCGGUGGGGUUAGGGCAGGUGAGAGCCCGCAGAAGCAGGCCCUUCAGCUCUGCAGGCUUCUGCACAUCAGUGCUGCAGCCCAGGCCGGAGGAACCUGCGGGGUCCCUCUGUGUGUAGGUGGGGACUCCUUGGUGACAGACCACCCCGGCCAGACUCCUUAACCCAUCAGGCUGUGAAGCCUCCUGGGGACAGUGUGGGCCAGUGGGCUCCUCAAGGCUGGUGGGGACUUCGAGCCUUGAGGGAACUGCAGAGAAAGCCGCGCUCUUUCAUAGAUGCGCCAGCCUCUUGGGCGGAAGGUGUUCGGAGCCCUGCGGGCUUCCGGUUCGCACUGCCCCUCUCCGUGCGCAGGAGGCCAGUGCCUCUCCCUGCUCUGUGAGCGUUGCCCAGUGGGCUGCCCCAUCCCUGGGUCCACAGGGCCUGUCGGGGGAGACCCAGUGAGAAUGUAGCAUUUUGUCCCUCCCAGGUUAGCUGUCCUGGGUUCUAGGCACUCUGCCUCUGGGAGAGAAACAAGGACAGAGAGAGGGGUUGGGGACUCAUUGUUUUUAAACCUGUACAGAAUAUUUGGCUUUGUGUUCUUCACAUGCAUAUAUGUGUGUGUAUCUUUUCCCCCAUCAAUUGGUACAGUUUUUAAUAAAACCAUUUAAAGCAAA